ACACACACACACACACACACUGCUGUAGGUUACACACACGCACGCCAAAUCAACUGUAGUUUCAAUCCUUCAGUUUUCUGUGUACUAAUGACUGUUUUCACUUUAAGUUGGAGGCUCCAGACUUCUCCCUGGCAGAGGAGACCAUCAGAGACAUGGAGGAGUAUGGACAGAUGUGGUCUCUGUAUGAGAACUGGCAGGAGGGCUUCCAGGAGAAGGCCAACGAGGACUAGAUCACAUUCAGUUUAGGAGUUUGACAUCAGAGAGGUGUCAGGAAAGGAUUGGGGUUUGAUUUGAUAUUGUCAUCUCCACCUCGUUUGUCUUCACUGGCUAAUUUGUGGUUGAAUAAACAGUGUGUGUGUGUGUGUGUGUGUGUGUGUGUGUGUGUGUGUGUGUGUGUGUGUGUGUGUGUGUGUGUGUUUUGCAGGAGUAAGACCUAUGUGUUUGAGGAGUUCCUGUUUACGUGACAGGAAAGAAUGAGGAAGCUUGAGCAGCACACCAAAGUGUGUCAAAGUACAGGGAGAAGUUGACAAGGUGAGCCUGUUGGAGGUGCGUCUGUCUGAUCUAGAUGAGUACCUGGUCAGUCUGAAUGCCAUCCAGAGGCGCUGGGUCUACCUGGAGCCCGUGUUCUGACAGGGGGCUCUGCCCAGGGAACAAGCCCGUUUCAAAUAAAUCGACGGCGGACUUCAGGCACACCUGUCCCUGUGUACGGUUCAGUUUUUUCUGGUCCAUUGUCAAUGUUGUAGUGUGUGUGUGUGUGUGUGAACGUGUGUGUGUGUGAGCGUGUGUGUGUGUGAGCGUGUGUGUGUGUGUGUGUGAGCGUGUGUGUGAGCGUGUGUGUGUGUGUCAGGUCCAUUAUGGCUGACAUCCAGAGAGACAGCAUGGUGACGUCUCGGAGCUCUCAGGACGGCAUCAGAAACUCCCCCAUCACCAUCGUAGACCAGCUCCAGCGCUGCCUGAAAUCACUCAUUGGGUUUCUAGAGGAGAAGCAUUCUGCAUUGUCGUGGUUUUACCUGCUGGAGAUUCUGGGCCAGGCCACAAACGCCACUGUCAUACAGUCACACCUCAAGGAGCUGUUCACUGGCACCAACAUUGUGGACUUGUGUUCUCUAGAGGGAGAGGUGAUCCCCUCAGAGAAGCUCUCUGUCUGAGGGAGAGGCCACGGUGAUGUGGGGACCGGCUGGGGAGGAGAAGCUCUCUGUCUGAGGGAGAGGCCACGGUGAUGUGGGGACCGGCUGGGGAGGAGAAGCUCUCCGUCUGAGGGAGAGGCCACGGUGAUGUGGGGACCGGCCGGGGAGGAGAAGCUCUCCGUCUGAGGGAGAGGCCACGGUGAUGUGGGGACCGGCCGGGGAGGAGAAGCUCUCCGUCUGAGGGAGAGGCCACGGUGAUGUGGGGACCGGCUGGGGGGGAGAAGCUCUCCGUCUGAGGGAGAGGCUACGGUGAUGUGGGGACCGGCUGGGGAGGAGAAGCUCUCUGUCUGAGGGAGAGGCUACGGUGAUGUGGGGACCGGCUGGGGAGGAGAAGCUCUCCGUCUGAGGGAGAGGCUACGGUGAUGUGGGGACCGGCUGGGGAGGAGAAGCUCUCUGUCUGAGGGAGAGGCUACGGUGAUGUGGGGACCGGCUGGGGAGGAGAAGCUCUCCGACUGAGGGAGAGGCUACGGUGAUAAUACCUAAGCAUUAGAUACAGUCCUGGGGGAGACAUGACUAGGGCCAGAUCAAAGGAUCUUCUCAAUACCGUAACGGUAUUAUCAACAACCACAGCAACGAGUCUGGGCCUCCAUCUGAUCAGAAUCCUUGAACAAUAUGGGUAAAAGGGAGACAUUUUGAGACAUAGGGUCUGUGUUGGUAGUAUGGUCUGUGUUGGUAGUAUGGUCUGUGUUGGUAGUAUGGUCUGUGUUGGUAGUAUGGUCUGUGUUGGUAGUAUGGUCUGUGUUGGUAGUAGGGUCUGUGUUGGUAGUAGGGUCUGUGUUGGUAGUAGGGUCUAUGUUGGUAGUAUGGUCCCUUACAGAGUCAAGUGUGCUGAAGCUGACCCUGAACAUCGUCCAUAACAUCAGUGUGGUGAAGCAGAUGUGUGAGGUGGAGGUGAGCAGCCCUGAUGCCUGGGAUUGUAGGAAACGGCUCUGUCUCUACGUCAACAACGACAAACGCUGCUCCAUACAAAUGGUCGACACUCACUUCAGCUACACAUUCGAGUAGCAGGUACCAAAACCUCUACACAGAUACACUUCUGACUGCAGGAAACACCUCAUCUACACACAUACACGUCUAAAUGACAGUUCUGCACACUUCAGGACCAGGCAACAGUUAAUCUACAAUGCUAUACACUACAGCACCACUGGGGGGCGAUGUUCACCCAGAGAUAAGGACCCCUCUCUGAAUGACUCAAUUAGCACUGCAACACUGUGUGUGCUGCAGUCUCUCUGCAAAGUCUGCCUCAACACACUGUCAUCCUCUCUCUCUCUCCCUGUCUCUUUCCCUCUAUCCUCUCCCCUAUCUCUCCCUGGGUAAUGCGGCUAAGCUUGUCCACACCCUAAUGACUGAUAAGUGUUAUCUGACCCAGGCGAUGAUGAUGGGUUUGGGAGGAAACCCCUACAACCCUGCUGGCAUCGACAUAAAUAAAUGAUGCAUAAAUUAAGAUAGAUAAAUAGAUAAAUAAAUAAAGGGUAAAUAAAUAAAGGAUGAAUAAAUAAAUAAACGAUGGAUAAAUAAGGGAUGGAUAACUAAAUAAACACAUUAAUUAAUAAAGGAUAGAUAAAUGAAAAAAGGAUGAAUAAAUCAAGUAAAUAAAUAAAAGACAGAUGAAUGAAUGAAUGAAUGAAUGGUGUGUUGAAGGGUACAGAUGUGAAGUCAAUGGGACAUAUCUUUGUGGGGUUGCUGACGUGUGGGGCUUGGGGCUGCUUUGAUGAUUUCAACAGCCUGGAGGAGGCUGUCUAGUGUCCAUGCAGAUACAGGCCAUCCAGAACUCCCUGAAGAAGCACAGGACCAGCUGUGAACACACACACACAGUCACACUGUCAUGCUUGCACGCAGACUGGAAUUUUAAACUUGUUUCCUUUUCUCUCUGUCUGUCUGUCUGCCCACCUCUGUCUCUCCCCCCCGCCCUCCUCUGUCUCUCUCUCCCGCCCUC
This is a messenger RNA of Oncorhynchus kisutch (coho salmon), 3123 nucleotides long. RefSeq names its product cytoplasmic dynein 2 heavy chain 1-like. Gene Ontology annotation, cellular component: axonemal dynein complex. The record is from RefSeq and is a predicted model, not a curated record. Gene Ontology annotation, molecular function: dynein intermediate chain binding; dynein light intermediate chain binding. The coding region runs from base 855 to 1148 and encodes 97 amino acids. The transcript has 4 exons. Lineage: Eukaryota; Metazoa; Chordata; Actinopteri; Salmoniformes; Salmonidae. Gene Ontology annotation, biological process: microtubule-based movement.